AUGUUUAAUCUCACUUGGUCGAAAUAUACAAAUGGAAAAAUUUUUAAAACAAUAAAUAAUCAUAGUGAUAAUCACAUAUCGUCAGAUUCUUGGAUACCAAGCCGAUUUACCAUUGUUCAACGAACAUUAUUUAUACUUUCACUUAUUGUUCUUUUUUGGAUUUUAUUUAUCAUUAUUUAUAUAUCAAGUCGUCUUAUACUCAAAUUUCUAUCAAAUUUAAAACGUUUUCAUUUUCAUUAUGAUUCUCCAUCAACAUCGAAUGAUAAAAUCUGUCGAGCAUUUGUCAUUUCAUCACAUCAUUAUGGAUCAUUUCGUCCAACUCAUGUACCAUCACCAUUACUUUAUCGAUCUGAUAGUCUUUUUUCAAAUAAUGAACCAAUUUUAAAUGAUAAACAACCAAUACAAACAAAAACAAAUAAUAAUAGUCUUUUAGAACAUUAUCUUGAAACAUAUAAUCCAUUAAAAAUUGAUUUCAAAGAUGAAACUAUUUCAACAUCAAAUAUUAAAGAUUUGUCUUAUGAACAAGCACAAAGUGAUACAGAUACACGUCCAAUAACAAAUUGUUAUGCAUUUACUUGUACAAAUAAACGAAAAACACAUCAAGGUGAACAAUAUACUCGUUUAAAAGAAGAUAAUUGUUCGGCAACUAUGAGUGCUAUUGAUGAUCGACUUUCUGAAUGUAGUACAAAAUUAACCAGUACAACAUUACCUAUACUUAUGGUUACAGAUUGUUCUAAUAGUCAACGAUUACAUACGGAUAUUAUUGAACUUGAUGAUGAUGAUGGAGAAGACAAAUAA
Messenger RNA from Adineta steineri, 798 nucleotides. The record is from the annotation of a GenBank genome assembly. Lineage: Eukaryota; Metazoa; Rotifera; Eurotatoria; Adinetida; Adinetidae.